AUGUGGCUGGCGCUCACUGUCUGCAGAAUACCCACCACCCCACCUCCACACAGCUCCCCGCCACCCCACCUCCACACAGCACCCCCAACCCACCUCCACACAGCUCCCCGCCACCCCACCUCCACACAGCACCCCCAACCCACCUCCACACAGCACCCCAACCCAUCUCCACACAGCACCCCAACCCACCUCCACACAGCACCCCAACCCUUCUCCACACAGCACCCCCAACCCACCUCCACACAGCACCCCCAACCCACCUCCACACAGCACCCCAACCCAUCUCCACACAGCACCCCCAACACCUCCACACAGCACCCCCAACCCACCUCCACACAGCUCCCCGCCACCCCACCUCCACACAGCACCCCCAACCCACCUCCACACAGCACCCCCAACCCACCUCCAGCACAGCUCCCCACAGCACCCCACCCACCUCCACACAGCACCCCAACCCACCUCCACACAGCUCCCCCAACCCACCUCCACACAGCACCCCCAACCCACCUCCACACAGCUCCCGCCACCCCACCUCCACACAGCACCCCCAACCCACCUCCCACAGCUCCCUGCCACCCCACCUCCACACAGCACCCCCAACCCACCUCCACACAGCACCCCCACCCCACCUCCACACAGCACCCCCAACCCACCUCCACACAGCUCCCUGCCACCCCACCUCCAGACAGCUGCCCCCAACCCACCUCCACACAGCCCCUGCCACCCCACCUCCAGACAGCACCCCCAACCCACCUCCACACAGCUCCCUGCCACCCCACCUCCACACAGCACCCACAGCCCACCUGCCACACAGCUCCCACCUCCAGACAGCACCCCCAACCCACCUCCAGACAGCUCCCUGCCACCCCACCUCCAGACAGCACCCCCAACCCACCUCCACACAGCUCCCUGCCACCCCACCUCCAGACAGCUGCUCUCCACUCCACCUCCAGACAGCCCCUCCACCGCACCUCCAGACAGCCCCCAACCCACCUCCAGACAGCCCCUCUCCACCCCACCUCCACACAGCUCCCUGCCACUCCACCUCCAGACAGCACCUCUCCACCGCACCUCCAGACAGCCCCUGACCCCCUCCACCUCCAGACAGCUCACCCAACCCACCUCCAGACAGCCCCUCUCCACUGCACCUCCAGACAGCUGCUCUCCACUCCACCUCCAGACAGCCCCUGUUCACCGCACCUCCAGACAGCCCCCCAACCCCACCUCCAGACAGCCCCUCUCCACUACACCUCCAGACAGCCCCUCUCCACUCCACCUCCAGACAGCCCCUGUUCACCGCACCCCACAGCCCCCCACCCACCUCCAGACAGUCCCUCUCCACCCACCUCCAGACAGCCCCCUCCCCUCCACCUCCAGACAGCCCCUCUCCACCGCACCCCCACACAGCCCCCGACCCCCCCCACCUCCAGACAGCUGCUCUCCCUCCACCUCCAGACAGACCCCUCCCUGCACCUCCAGACAGCCCCUCUCCCCCAACCACCUCCAGACAGCCCCUCUCCCCCACAUCCAGACAGCCCCCCUCCACCGCACCUCCAGACAGCCCCCGACCUCACCUCCAGACAGCUGCUCUCCACUCCACCUCCACACAGCCCCUCUCCACUGCACCUCCACACAGCCCCCCGCCACCCCACCUCCACACAGCCCCCCCAACCCACCUCCACACAGCCCCCUGCCCCCCCACCUCCAAACAGCCCCCUGCCACCCCAACUCGACCUCCAAUUAGCCCCCCACCUCCACACAGCCCCCAGCCCCCCCCACCCCCAGCCCCCUGCCACCCCCCCACCUCCAACACAGCCCCCCCCUCCCACCCCAGACAGACCCGACCUCAUCUCCAGACAGCUGCUCUCCCCCACCUCCACACAGCCCCCAGCCUCCCCACCUCCAGACAGACCCGACCUCACCUCCAGACAGCCCAUCCACCCUACCUCCACACAGCCACCCACCCCACCGCACCUCCAGACAGCCCCUCUCCACCGCACCUCCAGACAGCUGUUCUCCACUCCACCUCCAGGCAGCCCCCUUUACCGCACCUCCAGACAGCUGCUCUCCACUCCACCUCCAGACAGCCCCCCCCAACCCCAACCCCACACCACCACACAGCCCCCUGACCCGACCUCACCUCCAGACAGCCCAUACACCCUACCUCCACACAGCCCCUCCACCCCACCCCACCCCACCUCCACACUCCACACUCCUUUCUCCCUUCUGAGGGAAUAA
Messenger RNA from Oncorhynchus tshawytscha (Chinook salmon), 2238 nucleotides. RefSeq names its product extensin-like. The record is from RefSeq and is a predicted model, not a curated record. The transcript has a single exon. Bases 1 to 2238 code for a protein of 745 amino acids. NCBI's taxonomy places the organism in Eukaryota, Metazoa, Chordata, Actinopteri, Salmoniformes, Salmonidae.